Messenger RNA from Chaetomium strumarium, 1307 nucleotides. Its product is annotated as mediator of RNA polymerase II transcription complex subunit 8-domain-containing protein. Bases 158 to 997 code for a protein of 279 amino acids. Gene Ontology annotation, molecular function: transcription coregulator activity; RNA polymerase II cis-regulatory region sequence-specific DNA binding. NCBI's taxonomy places the organism in Eukaryota, Fungi, Ascomycota, Sordariomycetes, Sordariales, Chaetomiaceae. The transcript is spliced from 2 exons. The record is from RefSeq and is a predicted model, not a curated record. Gene Ontology annotation, biological process: regulation of transcription by RNA polymerase II. Gene Ontology annotation, cellular component: core mediator complex; mediator complex.
UUGCAACUUCCACAAUUGAUUCAGACGCCCCUUGGAUCCUCCACGCCAAUCUUAAUGACUUAGACUUUUGAGCUCUAGAUUUCCACAUCCAUUACAUUUCUAAACCCCCCAAUCCUUAUUUUCGUUCAACGGCAAAUAUUGCAGCAGUUCGACAGCCAUGGCGUCGCUCAACAUGGCUCCCGAGGAGCUUAAGCAGCUGGAGCUGUUGCGCAACCGCUUCGCGCAGCUCACAAGUAGCCUUGCCAGUCUCCGAGCAAAUAUUCUAAACUCCAACCCUCUUCCUCCGAGCGAGUCCCUCCAAGCAUCCGCCUCCAUCCUCCAGCGAAAUAUCCGGUCUAUGCAGGAGCUAGCAACCGAGAAUGCCGAGCUCUUCCAACGCCUCGUAGUCCAUCCGUCGACGAACUUCCCCGGCCGCACACAGGAGCACGUGCUCCUCUCGCUACUGCGUAAAAAGCUCGAACCGGACAUCGAGAGCUUAGUCGAAGAAGCCCGGGAGACCGCCCAGGCGGCCGGCUUAGACGUCAGCCAGCUACCCGCCGGCGCGCACACGAGGGACGAAGACUACUAUGGCCAAGAGGAGGAUAUCCCAAUGGACCCAUUCAGCGAGCAGUGGGCCGAUAUGCAAGACGCUUUUCAAGAAGCCUUACAACAAUACGUGACCGUGCAGGGCAAGAGGAAAUACACCGUUGAAGAGCAGGCCAUGGGCAUUGAGAACGUGCGGACUGGCCUGAAGCAGAACUUGGAGAGCGAUGAGGAAGACGAGGAUGAGGAAGAGGAAGAAGAGGAGGAUGAGGAUGAGGUCCAGAUCGUCGAGGCGCCCGGCGGCCGUGGGGGACCUGCUGGAGGCUCUGAUGCUGCGGGCGGAAAACCAAACCUGGAGCCUGAGCACCUGUUUUGGCUGGCCGCGAGAGGCAACAUCAACUUACCACCGAACGUCCCGCUCGGAUCGCGACCUCAAGAAGCCGGGAUAUCGAAACGGUCAGCUCCGCCAAGGUGACCGUGUCAGGCCCGGUCGGGCAUUCUAUCCCUAAUGAUUCAUACUCGGCACUAUGGUAAUUAUGUUACGACGAACUCUGGUCUUCGACGAACCCAGCUUUGGUUCAGUCGGCAUAAACAUACUGCAUUCGACCACCGAGUCUAGCCAUCUUUCGCCUGGCAAGAUAUCAUGAACUCGCGGGUGCUCGUUUAUGACGUUAUCGGUGCGAUGCCUGGCUUUAGAUCACAACCACGUAUGUGCCCUUUGCGGCUGAGCUUCAACCACACCGCAAUCUGCAUCGUUGGGGCUUUCAAUCCCAUGAUGCAUGUCG